Messenger RNA from Pieris rapae (cabbage white), 1467 nucleotides. RefSeq names its product glutamate receptor 2-like. Gene Ontology annotation, cellular component: membrane. The transcript is spliced from 8 exons. The coding region runs from base 106 to 1347 and encodes 413 amino acids. NCBI's taxonomy places the organism in Eukaryota, Metazoa, Arthropoda, Insecta, Lepidoptera, Pieridae. Gene Ontology annotation, molecular function: ligand-gated monoatomic ion channel activity. The record is from RefSeq and is a predicted model, not a curated record.
CCGACUCCGAAUGGAUCUACCUACUCAUAUCCUCGUGGUAUUUAUAAUGGCAGCCUGCAGGACUUAAGACCUCGAAGAGAGUUGUAUUGGAGAAGAAAGGAUAUAAUGGGUCAUCCUUUGACGAUGUCAAAUGUAAUACAGGAGAGCAACACUACUAAAUAUCAUUUACCGAGAGAGGAUAGAUUGCUACUUCACUAUGAUCCUUUUGCAAAAAUAUGUUGGAGCCACGUUCGAAUGGCAUUUGAAAUGUUAAAUGCGACACCUCGUUACAUCUUCAGCUACAGAUGGGGUUAUAUCAAAGACGGUCAAUGGUCAGGAAUGAUCAAUGAUCUUCGGAUUGGCAGAGCUGAUUUAGGUACCAAUUGCGUCGCUAACUCCAAACGCUUGGAAGUCGUAGUUUUCACAGAUUCAAUUGCGCAGUUCAAAGUGAAAUUUAUAUUCCGUCAGCCCCCACUCUCAUAUCUAGCUAAUGUCUUCGCCUUACCGUUUUCGAUGACUGUUUGGGUGGCUAUAGCACUUUCCACGGUAUUGGCUACUGUUUCUGUAUACUUCGCUAGUAAAUGGGAGGUGAAGAGGAUCGGUUUGAAUUCAAGUCAACUUGAUGGCAGUAUGGGGGAUGCCGUACUCUUAACAAUGAGUGCUUUGAGCCAACAAGGAUGCUCAAAGGAACCAAAAGGCUUAUCAGGUCGCAUAAUGCUGUGGGUAAUUUUCACAGCCCUCAUGGCGUUAUACGCUGCGUAUUGCGCAAACAUCGUGGUACUAUUACAGGCACCUUCCACUGGCAUUAAAACUUUGGAACAACUAUCAGAGUCCGGCAUAACUCUUGGUGCUAUCGACACAGACUACAACCGAUUUGUCUUUAGAAUGUUCAACGAUCCUGUAAGAGCAGCCUUUUUAAAAAAAAUAGAGCCCCCGAAAGGCAAACCACAUUACUAUGACCUAUAUGAAGGCGUUGCGAAGAUAAGACAAGGUUUCUUCGCCUUCCACUCCACAGUAGAUUCAAUCUACAGACGCGCUGAAGAAACAUUUCUUGAGAUGGAGAAAUGUGACCUUAAGGAAGUUGACUUUAUGAAUGCACGAUAUCCUUUGGUUCCAAUAUACAAGCAUUCGCCAUAUUUGGAACUGCUUAGAGUAGCUUUGAAGCGCAUCCGUGAAUCUGGCAUUCAGUCUGCACUCCAUGGCCGCAUAAUUAUUCCAAAGCCCAAGUGUACCCAUAGAAUAACAGCGUUUUCGAGCGUUGGCCUCCUAAAUAUGCGCCCAGUAUUGUACUUUAUUUUGUAUGGUAUCAUAGUGUCAGUUCUUAUAGUCUUGCUAGAAAUAGUUGUGAAUAAAAUUAUAAAUAAAUAAUUCAUGCAAUCUUUGUUACAAAAUAGGUUAUUAUAUUUCAUAUAAGUUACAGCACUUUUAAUUAUAAGAAAUUAAGCCGAAACACGUGUUGGUAACUUGCUGCGCUUGUUCACAAUUUCC